AUGGGCGUCUGCACGUACUAUCAGCGAGGCGCAUGCAAGUUUGGAGAUUCCUGCAAAAAUGAACACCCCGGAAGUUCGCGAGAUGCGAACCGUGGGGGAAGUGCCUUUGGCGGUUCAAACAACAACCGCUUUGGCGCCUUCAACGGGGAUCGCUAUCGUCCUGGCCAAAAUGGCAGUUCCGACACAUUUGGGGGUAACCGUGAUGCUAAAUCGCCAAGCUUCCAUCUGGAUCGGGACGACAUGAAGAACGACCUCACCACCCAACGGCCAAUCUAUCCGCUGUCUUGCUAUGGCCCAGGACGUGAGGCUCCUCGCCAGCUUAUCGAGGGACCAGUCGAGAUCAGCCCAGAAGAGCUUCGUCUGCGGUAUUAUACUUUACGCACAGCUGGCAAUGAGCCCCAAGCGCAACAAGAAGAAUCUGCUCUCAAUGAAAAGAUGCAGCAGCAAGUGAAGGCAAUCCUCGAUGACAUACCUGGUGCUAUCCGGUAUAUAGAAGAAGGCGCCAAUGUUCAUCCGAAUCGGAUUGACAUUGCCAAAGGCAACGCUAGUGCAAGUGACUCAACCAACGCUGCAAAUACAUCUUCAGCCGCAGCCUCUAAUCCAUUUAUGAAAGCACCUGGAAACCCAUUCCAGACAGCAGCAGCCUCUCAAGGAUCGGCGUUCGGACAGACUUCAACACCAGCCUUCGGCAAACCAGCUUUUGGCCAGCCGUCAAACCCAGCACAAACCACAUCCGCUUUUGGUCAGCCUUCAAAUCCCGGUCAAACUACCUCAGCUUUCGGUCAGGCUUCAACCCCGGGCCAAACUGCGUCACCGUUUGGUCAAGCAUCGAACACAGGCCAGACAUCCUCAGCCUUUGGUGCCGCCUCAGCACUUGGUCAAAAGCCAUCACCAUUUGGUCAGCCUUCAGCUUUGGGUAGUGGUGGCAGUGCAUUUGGGAAACCCGCCUUUGGCGCCUCUGGAUUUGGGCAACCGUCUAUGCCCGGUGCAGGGAGCGCAUUUGGACAAGCCAGUAGCUUGGGUGCAGGCUCUGCUUUCGGGAAGCCAUCAACACCAGGCGCGGCAUCUGGGUUCGGGCAGACGAAUGCUCUAGGGCAGAAGCCGAAUCCCUUCAGUAAACCAGGCUUUGGACAAAGCGGAUUUGGCCAGCCUGCGCAACCCGGCGCUAAUGCCUCUCCUUUUGCUCAAGCGGCACAAUCCGGUGCAUCGCCAUUCGGCCAGACAGCACAGUCUGGGACGUCUCCUUUUGGGCAAGCAGCACAGUCGGGUCCUUCACCUUUUGGCCAACAAGCUCAGCAAGCAAGUCAACCAUCGCCAUUUGGUCAACAAGCUCAGCAGACAUCUCAGCCUUCGCCGUUCGGCCAACAAGCCCAACAAUCACAGAAUCCAAGUCCGUUUGGACAAACGCAGCAGACACCUGCACAGCCCAGUCCGUUUGCCAGCGCCGCUGCAUCACAAACCCCAGCGUUCGGCCAGCCAAGCAAACCCUCACCUUUUGGCACUCAGCCCACACAACCUGCCGCAACACAAUCACAGCCAGCCAACCCCUUCUCCACAGCACAGAAAUCUGCAGCCCCAGCUAGCACACCUUCACCCUUUGCCACCCAGCCUACUGCUAAUAUGACUACGCCCAACCAGCCAGCACAACAGCAAGCCCCUGCUACACAGCCCGCUUCAGCAGGGCGUCCACAUGUACCUGGUGUCACGCCCGAUGGCAAACCCAUCGAUGCCAAGGACCGCUACAAGGAAGGCAAGCCCGAAGAGUAUGAGGGCGAGCAAGGAAAGAUGCUGGAAGAGAUCUACAAGCGUGUUGCCCAGCUCGGUCGGUUCAACGAUGACGAGGAUAUUCCGCUUACACCGCCAAAGUGCGAAUGGAUCGCGCCCUUGACAUUGUAG
Messenger RNA from Bipolaris victoriae FI3, 1896 nucleotides. RefSeq lists its product as hypothetical. Gene Ontology annotation, molecular function: metal ion binding. The record is from RefSeq and is a predicted model, not a curated record. The coding region runs from base 1 to 1896 and encodes 631 amino acids. The transcript is spliced from 4 exons. Lineage: Eukaryota; Fungi; Ascomycota; Dothideomycetes; Pleosporales; Pleosporaceae.